AUAACUAUUAAAAAAUGACAAGGUAUAAAUUGCAAACAAAUACUGAUUCCGCCGCAUAAGAUCGUUAACAUUUUCCACAGUCCCGCAAACCACCAACCUCUUAGGUCGUUCGUUUUUCUCUGGUUUGGAAGCAUCAAGAACAUGCCACCAGCACGAGAGCUUCCUGGGUUCUACUUUGACCCAGAGAAGAACAGGUAUUUCCCCAUCAAAGGUCCCAUUCCUGGCUCUUCUUCUUCUAAGACCAAAAUCAUUACUCCAAGGCCUUCCCAACCCUCUUCCUCUCAGUUACAGGAAAAGAAUAGGAGUUCUUGCAGGAAGCUUAGAAACAGAACGUCUAAGCUGCUGCAGAUUAGGGAGUUAGAUGGUCGUCAUGUCAAUGCCUCACACUAUUGCAAGUGUAACUUCACUGAGGAACUCCGGAAAAUACAAACAUCUCAGCCUGCCGUUUGGAAGUAUCAGGGAACCAAUAGGAUUGGUAUUAGUGCUUUGGAACACUUAAAUGUUGAUGUGCAGACAGCAGAGGGUAGAUUUCGAACUGAUGUUUUAUUGAAUGGCAGCAUAAAUGGCUCGCUGAGUUUUUCUGAAGUUGGAAGGAUUGGGCAAAAUUUCGAUGAUGGGGUAAAGUGGAUGCCUGAUUGUGUGAAGAGUCGUAUUAAAGGGAAAACAGAUGAGCAUAACGAAGUCCCAGGGCCGCUUUUCAGACCUAAUGGAGCUACACUGAUUAUGUCCUCCAGAAUAUCUUGUAUAAGAUUGGGUCCAAAUGUAUCCCCUCAUGCUGCGAAUGACAAUCCAAUUGUUGGAAAUAUAUUAUUUACUACGCUGGGAUCAGAAACAUCUGGUGGAUCUGUUUAUACCAUCAGUCUUGUUGAUCCAAUAGAUCUUGGACAAGGAAUAUUGAACACAUGGAGCAGACUAGAGGAAAUAACGUCUUUCAAUAGUACCCUUUGGACAGCUGAAUACGAUUAUAUUAGACAUCGGGCUAUAAUUGGUACUAAUCAGGGAGGUGCUUCGGUGGAUCUUCAAAGUGGGACAAGGUCAUGGUUUUUACGUUGUAAAAGUGAUGUUUUUGCACAACAGAUUGUUGAUUCAGGAAAUGUGAUUUUAUGUGGACUCAGAAAUGGGGCAGUUGUCUCGGUAGAUUUUCGAGAGAAAAGAUUGCUUUCUAGUAGACUUACUGAGCAUAGGAUAUCAUAUGUAUCUUCAAAUAAGAAAGUUGGAAGUUUUAAAAAAGAUUGGUUCAAGCUUCAAGGAAGCAUAUAUCCUUCACAUACCAUUAAGAUGCCUUCAUCUAUAUCCAGUUUGGCAUCACUUCAAUUUGAUGAUCAGUACUUCUUGGCAAGCUCCAUGGAUGGAUCGAUAAGGCUAUACGACCGUCGCAUGGUCCAGAGGGGUGCGGUUCAAUCUUAUGAAGGGCACGUGAAUUCCCAUACUCAAAUACAGCUCGGUGUUGACCCAUAUGAGAGAUAUGUUAUGUCAGGUGGAGAGGAUUGCAAGCUACGGAUAUGGAGUAUCAAGUCUGGUGAAUUGCUUUUGGAGGAUAAGUUCUCUAAUUCAGUUCUCUCCACUGUGUGCUAUCAAACAUUUAAUAAGUUUAAAGCAGAAGAAGAAAACCAAUACACACAUGACUCUUCUUUGGGUGCAUGGCUUGGAUCACAUGAAGGACUAUUCUAUAUGCACUGGUUAUGAGUGUAAGGGAUCUUGAUACCAUGGCCUGUAGGUCCAUCCUGGUCUUGGUAUAAUGAGAUUAAAUAACUUGUAGAUAUGCUGAUUUGGUUUAUUUCCUUGUUAAAGAUUUUUAUUUGAUUAGAGCUAGAAUUUUGAUAUAGCAAGUAGAAGAGACGACCAUUUACCUUCUAGAAGUAGUGAUAUUUAUCUAGUAUUUACACAUACAUGCACACAAUGAAAAGGAAAGAGAAUGAAAAAAAAACAUAAUUUUGCUUGGCUUUUUGGCAUCAAGGUUUCUUUCUAUGUAGAUCAUCUUGUUCA
Messenger RNA from Medicago truncatula (barrel medic), 1986 nucleotides. RefSeq lists its product as uncharacterized. The record is from RefSeq and is a predicted model, not a curated record. The coding region runs from base 142 to 1686 and encodes 514 amino acids. NCBI's taxonomy places the organism in Eukaryota, Viridiplantae, Streptophyta, Magnoliopsida, Fabales, Fabaceae. Gene Ontology annotation, molecular function: protein binding. The transcript is spliced from 13 exons.